Molecule: messenger RNA, 1983 nt
Organism: Vanrija pseudolonga
Lineage: Eukaryota; Fungi; Basidiomycota; Tremellomycetes; Trichosporonales; Trichosporonaceae
Exons: 3
Coding region: 1-1983 (660 amino acids)
Source: RefSeq, a predicted model, not a curated record
AUGGCACCGCGCCAGGCUAGGCCUCGCCUUGUGGCGUCCGCGUUGCCCCUCGUGCUGCUCCUGCUCAAGCCCACACACGCGGCGUUCACCCCGACCCUCUUCUUCAACUACACCUUCCCCCACCACUCCCCGAUGCUAUGGUAUAACCCCGAGUUCCCGUGGAACGUGAGCUUCGAUGGCACGCCAUGGGCGAGCCGGCAGGACGGGAUGCUGGGGCUGGGGCCAAGCCGCCACUUUGCGCCGGACGGAACGAGCGGCGCGCGGAGCUUUGACCUCGUGUUUCCCUUCACGGCUGCGUAUGUGUACGGGCGAGGGGCCGCGCCGGCGGCUGGGGGCGGCGCGGUGCCCAUCUUCAAGAUGGACGAGACGGAUCUCGCGUCGACGGUGAAGAGUUUGGACGGGCCCGUGCUCGCCAGCGAGGGCAACAGGCCGUAUGGCACGCAGGUGCUCCGCUUCGGCACGACCAACGGGCUGAUCGAGGUGGAUGGGGUGACCUUCACCACGGGCCUGCAGAGCAACGCGACCUCGUUCGAGGGCAUGCCGCGCACCGAGUUCCCGUUCGUCGUUAACGGUGCCAAGAAUCCGGCAGUCACGACGCUGGACAACAAUAUCCGGAUCGUGACACAGCUCGGUGGCGUGGGCGGCCAAGUGAGCGUCAAGCAGGACAUCAUGUACCUCCUCGCGGGGGAGAACAUCACGGCCCCGAUUCCGGCCGGGUCAGCCUUCAUGAGCCUCCACGGCACGACGGGGCCAGACCACGGCAACUUCUACCUUCGCAUUGUGCCGCCACCGCCGAACUGGAAGUUUGGCGCCGGCGACCAGAACUGGGCCAUCCUGAGCGCCGCGAGCCCGUUCGUCGUGCCGAACGCGACGCACUUUGCGUGGCCGCUAGACCCGGCGCAGAGCUACUCGCUGCAGCUGAGCAAGGCGGCGUACAACGCCACGACGGGGCUCAGCUCCAUGCUGUUCUACCAGGGCUCGGCCGACGCGAGCGCGACGGUCACGGCGACUGGGGUUGGUGGCGGUGGGCCGAUCGAGACGGGCGGCGGAAGCGGGGCUGGCAGCGGAACUGGUGGCAAUGGGUCCACUGGCGGGCCUAACGGAGGUGGGAACACGGGCAGCCCCAACCCGACCGGCGGGUCCACGCCCAAGUCCAACGCCGGCGCCAUCGCCGGCGGAGUAGUCGGCGGGGUGUUCCUCCUUGCCCUGCUCGCCGGGCUGGCUCUCUGCCUCCGCCGAAGGCGCCAGCGUGCCGCCCUCCCCCUCGCCACACCGUUCACGCCCGACGCGAAGAACACGCUCGACCUGAACGACAUGUCCAACCUGGCGCAGGAGGACCGGCUCCGGAUCGACGCGUACGACGACACCAAGUCGGGCUUUGGCGACCUGGGCCACCGGCCCGCCGACGACCGGCUGAGCCCGCAGGUGAGCGUGAGCAACAUGCGGCGCACUGGUGCCGGUGCUGGCCCCAGCUCGCUCAGCAGCCCCACCACCCCGGGCAACGGCGUCGUCACGCCCGCGCUCCCCGUCCCGAGCGGCACCACGUUGUCCGACCGGCGUGAGGUGCUUGCCUCGAGCUCGAGCGACCCCGACCCCGAGCCCGAGGUCGACGCUGGCCGUAUCCCGCAUGAGCGCCCGCCGCCGACGUAUAACCCCGACUGGCGGGACGAGGAUGACCGCGGCCGGCGGCGCCGGGCGCCUGCCCCGCGCGCGGGCCCGAGCAGGGCACAGGCCAAGGCAGCUGCGCAGGCCGCCGCGGCGGACCCAGAGCCGGACGGAGGCAAGCCCUCGGGGUCCCGCCCGCUGCCGGAGACGCCGGGCGACCGCUUCUCGGCGAUGAAGGACGCGCUCCGCCGCCCAAGGCGCGGGUAUGAGGAGAUGAAGGAGGCCUUGAGGCGCGGGGGAGGGGCCGAGGCUGGGCCUAUUAGCGGGUACGAGGAGAUGAAGGAGGAGCUGCGGCGCGGCGACGACGCGCCGCGGUGA